UAAGGUCAUUGUUUAUUCUCUCCACUCCCCACACUGGUGACUGGGGUACUUGCCGAUUCAUGGACUGGUGAUACGUAAGUGGGAUUUGUGGCGGAUUAAACAUAUUUCACAGGAGAACACAGAGACAAAUUAACUAUGGUAAAAGUACAGCUGCUACAAUGAAGAAAGCGGAAGCGUAAACCCGGUACUCGACUUUGGAAUAACACUGGUUCGUGACACUGGCUCCAGACAGAUCACACGAGAUCGCUCAAGGAGACCACCGGUCCUUACCAAUCUGUGUUUGCAUUAAGCCAAUCGCUAGCCUAUCAGCAAAACAGACCCGACUUUUACAUCCAUGACAAUUCGGCCAAUGCUGUUAUUAUUAUAGAAGCAACAAUACACAAGGGAAUAUGUGAAACCUAUCUAUCGAAAGAAGGUGUAACAACAUAAUGACCGUCGCUUUUGUUGGAAUGAAGUGGCGUGAAAAUACAACAGACGCAUUGUCAGUUUAUUCAAGGACAUGGACGUUUCACUGGAUUAGUGAUCAGCCAUUUAUAUCUAAUUUUUAAAUUCCUUCUCAUAAUAGGCAAAUAUCUACCAGGUACUUCAUAGUGUGGGUUAGUUUUGUCACAUGUUGAAUUUCUUUACGAUCACAUACUUCAGGCGAUUAGACGUUUACAUGAAUAUUGAAAAGGAAAGGUGAUUAUCUUACCAAUAUUUCUUUAAUUUUAAAAGUAUAUAUGUAUUGACAAAAGAACAAUUGUUUUGCUAUUUGCACAAACUUUCUUUUGAAAACAGAAAAAAACAUAAGUUUCAACAAUGGUUGCGGACAAAGAAAAUUCAGAGGUUAGAAACAGUCAUUUCAAUAAGCCUAAGAACAACACACGUAUAUCAAGUAGUAAGAAAAGGAGAGCGAGAGACAGAAAUCAUGUUCUUAAGGUCAUUACAAUACCGGGAUACCAACACAGAGAUCACAGUGUGCUUACGGAGAAGUCGAAGUCUGAGACAGACGUAACUACUGUAGAUGUUUCGUCCAAUUCUGAUGAUAGAAGCAAUGUGGUUGUAAACAAUGAUAGUGGAAGAACUAUUGAAAACAAAGCAGAAAGGAAACAGUUGAAAAUUCAAGUUGAUUUGAGGUUAGAGCUUUGUCAGGAAACACACGUUUCGGUUGCAACUGACAACGAAACCGACACAAGUGAAAAUGAACGAGACCAAUUGACAAGCGAUAACAAAAGAGACACAGAGUCCUCCAACUCAUGUAACAAGAAAUCGAUUAUUCGAAAAGAUUCAUCGUUAGAUGUGAUAACGGAAGAGAAGGAAACAGGUAACAGUCAAAAUGUCGUCAAGAAAGAAUCUCUCCGACGGGAAAUAACGUUUGACGAGCUAGUGUUAGAUGAUAGCGAAAUACUUAGAACAAGUACUCCAACUGGAAAUUCUUUUGCACAGUCUCGCAUAAGACCAAAGACUUGUUCGUCAGUUUCCAAACGUAAAGAAUCAUUUCGAUCCUUCGCUAGACCGAAAUCUUCCCUCACUCCAAGGACUCCUAAACGAUCUGACGACAGUCAUUUCCGUAACUGUAACAGUCGUUCAUCUCUAUCGCGUUCUGACCGUCCAUCAACAGCAAAUACAAGUAUGUCGAAUUCUCCCCGAAGGAGUAUUGAAACGAGGAGAUCCUUCAAGAUAACAAAGGAAGAUCUAGAACAUUCUCUUCCUAAGAAAAGUUUCUUUAACUGUCAUGAUAAAGUUCUAAAGGAUGCCGGGUUUGAGGUGGAAGAGGUCUCACCAGCUGGUGCAAAAAAGCGACAAUUUAUGCAGCUUUUACAGCAAAGAAAUAAAGAUCGAAUAGAAAGAGACAAAGCUAGAAAAAUGCCUCCUCCCAAGGUGCUUGGAUUGCUAGAUCUGUAUGAACUGGAAUGUAGCACAGAUGAAAAUUCUACAUCUGUAGUUAGUUUUGAGGAUCAACAAUCGAAAAACACGAGUAGCAAAAACAAGAAAAAUUCUAAAUCUACAUCUAAGAAAAAGGGUGAGGACGAGGAAGAUAUUCGUGUGGAUUAUCAACUAUUGUUGAUAUAUCUUAAAUACAUAAAAGCGAACCCCGAGGAAUUUCUUCAGUAUCACGAAAGACAGGCGGCUUCAGUGAACCUGAUACACGUUCGACAUGGAGAUUCGCUUGUGAAAUUAGGGAGUAUAUUCCAGCGUGGCCGACACGGAAUAUCCACAGAGAGCAUCCUUGUGAAAGCUGUGCAUGACAUUCGGCCGCGGUUCACAGAUCCGGGACAGUGGGCCUCUGCUAACAAGGAGAAAGAACUGUUAGCUCUUACCUCUACCAAAAAGGAAAACAGUAUUCCUACAAAGCAGGAACCAACAAAGAAGGAAGCUACCAAUAAUCAAGAAGAGCCAAAAACAGAAUAUGAGAGGAUAAAAUUAAAACUAGAUGGAUGGCUAAAAACAGUGACAACAGCACAACUGAAUAAGGCAAAGGAGUUAGCUCUUAGAGAGCUAGGGCAAGAGGAUGUAUCCCUUUCUAGAUGGUGGAUUUCGCUAAAGUCAUGUAAUUAUAUUAGGCAAAGAACUCAUAAAACUUAAGAUGGUAAGAAAGAUAUUUCGCAUUUCACGUUUUAACGGAACUGUGGUGUCGAACAUGCAAUAGCAGUGCGUUGUAUCUAUGGAUAAGCAAGCAAUAUAUGAUAAGUUCUAGUUGGAGUUCAUAUUCAGAGACAUCAUGAUAGAGAAAAGGAAUGCUUGGGAAGAUUAUGUUUAGCCUAUUGUUUCUUUUUUACUUUUAGCCAUUGUUUUAGGAGAGUUAAGGUGCACAUUAUAAUCACAUUAUGUAAAUAUUUCAGUCAAUAUGCUAAUUUGAUGUCCUAUCCAAUCAUAGUCAUAAUAAUUUGCAUGCUUAUACAUGGUAGUUGGUAAUAUGCAAAGGCGGUAGAGAGAGCGAGGAUAUUGUCUGUGGUAGUAAAGUAAAAUCCGUGUAUAUUACAGUUCAUUAUCCACUUAAGAAAUACUAUAUGAGUUUUCAAUACUAAUUGUUAUUGUGAGUGUGUGUCAGAGAGACUACUGUAAAUACUGUGGUUCGUCGAUCUGAUCAUUACACAUGGCAGAUGAACAGUGUACAUUUUAAGUCUCCAUGUAGUAAUUAGCAUAAAAAUUGACUGCAGAACUAAUUCCCUCCAUCAAUUACAUACAGUGCUCAUUUUACACAGAUGCCACGUCUGUUUCUAAAAUAUUUUACCUGUGCGCGGCGAAAAUGGCCAGAUGACUUCUGGUAAUUUGGUAUUAGUUCCACCUGCCGCUAGUUAACAUUACUGUUGAUACACACCGUACUCUUUCAUCAUAUUUAUGUGUAUGCAUGGAUACCCAGUUUUAUAUUUUUCUCUAUUCUACUACAAUUGUACAUAUUAUGUAAUGUCAAAAUAACAUAUUCUUAAGUACGGUGCCAUUCUGACUGAUGUAGACAGAUGUUGUAUGUCAUACAUACCGUCUUAUGCAGCGAUACCAUUCAACCCUAUAAUAUCAUGGUUGGUUAUUCACUGUUUUAUUUUUGAAGACAGAAAAAAAAAUGGGAAAAUAUAACAAAUAAAUAAAACUAGAUAAAUAUAUUCAAUUACUUAGUAAUGAAAACGUAUACAGAAAAAGCAUUGCCCAUGUCAUUCUUUCUCCGCUAAAAUAACUCUUUGUCUUUUAAAACUUUUCGCAGAAACCGCAGAAAUUCCACCUACCGAAAUAUAAAUCUAUAAGUAAAUAAGGGUUUGUGAUGCGUAUCAUGUAUUUGUUUUUACUUUGUUUUGCAGACCUGACAGCAACGUUGUAAUUCAUACCAUACUAUUUUGUCUUCCAUAAUUGUACUGUUAUACAACGAACAUUCGCCAGUAUGCUAUAUACAAGCAAUGAAAUCACAUAAAGCAGUUUUAAUGUAAAAAAAAAUCAAUAUCAUUUCAAACACAAAGUAUUAAACUCAAUUUUGAAAAUGUA
Molecule: messenger RNA, 3954 nt
Organism: Pecten maximus
Lineage: Eukaryota; Metazoa; Mollusca; Bivalvia; Pectinida; Pectinidae
Exons: 3
Coding region: 799-2565 (588 amino acids)
Source: RefSeq, a predicted model, not a curated record